UCGCAGCUAUUUGGGCAGCUUGGAAUGGGAACUGGUGGUCUUCCUAGACCACAGGUAAUGAGGGGUGGCGUGGAGGAGGCAGCCGUGCCAGGCAGGAAGAUCAUCCUGGGAUCUGCGAUGUGUGCAUCGGAAGCACCCAGAGAGAAUAGAAGCUGCCAGAAAAAUGCAAGGAAACCCAGAAACUCGGAGAGCACAAACGAAUCACAGUUUUUAUUGUGUGAAUUUUCACUAAAUAUCCUACAAUGAAUAUUCGUCAUAAGAAAAAGUCAUUUUUAAUGUCAUGAUUUCCUGGAAAUAUAGAAAGAAAGAAAAACAGAAAAGGCACAACUGCCCCCGAGCACAGCAGCAGAAUCUUGGUGGUGGGCGCUCCCCUGCCACGCCCGGGGAUGCUCCUGCUUCAGGAGUUCACUUGGCUCAGUUAUGGCAGCAGGUUCUGAUGCUGCAGAGCUCAGAGCAGAAAGGCUAAGGACGCCUGCUUAGGGCCCCUACUGUGUGUGUGCAUGUCUGUGUGCACGCAUGUGUAUGUGUAGGUCUGUGUGCAGGGCUGUGUGCAUGACUGCACGUAUGUGGAUGGGUGCACGACUGUGUACCUGUGUGUGUAUAUGUGUGGGUGGGUGCGCCUGAUUGUGUGUGUGUGUGCGUGUGUGUCUCACGCCAGAUUGGUUCUGCUCAGGUGCUCUGCAUCAUUUCUGCAAUCUGAUUUCUCCAAGUCUCAAAGGUCGAAUGUGCACCAUCAACAGCACUGAGAGCCUCUUAGAAAGGCAAAGUCUCCCCAGACCGGAUGCACUCCCAGCUUCCGUGCCUGGAAUUAGCGUAUUUCCUGCAACACCAGGCCGGGCAGAGCUAGGCAAAGUCACCCAGGAUCUGGAGUUGCCAGAAUGCAGCUUCGGCCACUGACAGCAUCAUCAUGGCCACAUAAAAAAUCCCCCAAAUAAAUUUCCUUGGAAGAAGUAAAUAAGUUCUUUGUACUUAAGUUUGGAGGUGACCAGUCCUAACUGGUAACUGAAUUCCUUGUGAUGUCUUACAAAUCCUUUGCUUUCUAAUUCUAUAAAUUAUGUGUGCUUUUCCCCGGAGAUCUUCUGAGAAUUUCCUUUAGAGAGCAUUUGACUCGGAGGCCAUCGGCAUCAGAUCAGCCCAGGACACUUCAAUGGUGAAUUGUGUGAUAAGCAACAAAAUCUCAGUAAAGCUAAAACAUCAGCACAGAAAAGACCUUAAAGAAACCGCCUCCUCAGCCACGGAGCCGGCACAACGGGAAAGAAACCACCUCCUCGGCCACAGAGCCGGCGCGGCCGGAAAGAAACCGCCUCCUCAGCCAUGGAGCCGGCGCGGCCGGAAAGAAACCGCCUCCUCAGCCACGGAGCCGGCAGAACCCGAAAGAAACCGCCUCCUCAGCCACGGAGCCGGCAGAACCAGAAAGAAACCGCCUCCUCAGCCACGGAGCCGGCAGAACCCGAAAGAAACCGCCUCCUCAGCCAUGGAGCCGGCGCGGCCGGAAAGAAACCGCCUCCUCAGCCAUGGAGCCGGCGCGGCCGGAAAGAAACCGCCUCCUCAGCCAUGGAGCCGGCGCGGCCGGAAAGAAACCGCCUCCUCAGCCACGGAGCCGGCAGAACCCAAAAGAAACCGCCUCCUCAGCCACGGAGCCGGCGCGGCCGGAAAGAAACCGCCUCCUCAGCCACGGAGCCAGCGCGGCCGGAAAGAAACCGCCUCCUCAGCCACGGAGCCGGCAGAACCCGAAAGAAACCGCCUCCUCGGCCACGGAGCCAGCGCGGCCGGAAAGAAACCGCCUCCUCAGCCACGGAGCCGGCAGAACCCGAAAGAAACCGCCUCCUCGGCCACGGAGCCGGCAGAACCCGAAAGAAACCGCCUCCUCAGCCACGGAGCCGGCAGAACCCGAAAGAAACCGCCUCCUCAGCCACGGAGCCAGCGCGGCCGGAAAGAAACCGCCUCCUCAGCCACGGAGCCGGCAGAACCCGAAAGAAACCGCCUCCUCGGCCACGGAGCCGGCAGAACCCGAAAGAAACCGCCUCCUCGGCCACGGAGCCGGCAGAACCCGAAAGAAACCGCCUCCUCGGCCACGGAGCCGGCAGAACCCGAAAGAAACCGCCUCCUCGGCCACGGAGCCGGCAGAACCGGAAAGAAACCGCCUCCUCGGCCACGGAGCCGGCACAACGGGAAAGAAACCGCCUCCUCAGCCACGGAGCUGGCACAACUGGAAAGCAACUCUCCGAGCUGAAAAGCAAUGGGUUUGCAAAGAGUGGGAAAACACACAGAAGGCGGGUCAUGCAAAACGUCCUCCCGUGUCUGUAAAUGGCAGUUGCCCGCCACGAUGUCCAGAUGCACCGGGGAGUCUGGCCACGCCAAGGGAGAGACCAGAGAGGGCGACUAGCACAGCGUUCACAUCUGGUGGCUCUGUCCCCCCAGACACUCCGCACCGAAGCCUGGGGCAGAGGAGAAACCUCGUGCCUGCACACAGAAGGUGUCUCCACAAGGAGCCGUCUCUACAGCGUGACUGUGGAAAGCAGGCCUCGGGACCCUGGGACCAGCACCAAGAAUGCCAGACCUGGUUCUCCGAGGCUGCGGCAUUCCUCCCACGUCUGCCUCUAGGGGCCACGCAAGGGAGCUGAGACACGGGAGUUACAGAGCACUCAGCUUCCCCACAAGAACUGGCUCUGGACACUAGACAAGGUGCAAAGAUGACUCGUGCAGUUCUGCCCUGUAAGAAUCCACAGUUGAAGUAAGAAGCAAGAGAAAUGGAACAGACGAUGAGACAAAGCAGACAGCGGUGACAGCAUCCCACCACACGGCUGCCCUGCUGGAGAAUUCACGGGGAAGUCCAGGAUGUGGCCGGCCCGUGUGCAGACCAGGAGCUCACUGACCGAUCAACACAUCAGGCAGGGGGUUGUCAACCGUGGCCUCGCCUGAGGGUCCCCCAGGGGCUAAGGACCCAGAUACUCAGGACACAGGCCAGCCGGACCCCGCACAUCAGUCGCUGGAGGGGGUGGAUGUUUGAAGCUCCCCAGGGUUUAGACUUUGGAGAAACCAAAACAGAAAGACCUGCCUGGAGCUCCCACACGGACCCCUCCCUAGAGCCCCAGAUUCUACUGGCCCCCACUGGAACAGGGGAGGAAGCAGAGGAAGAAGGUACAUGCAGCCUCCAGAAAAAUGAUCAGGAUGAUUCCAGACUCACCCGAUAGGGCCAUCAGGGCAGGCGAUUAGCCUUGAUUCCACCUGGGGAGAGGGGCCUCCCCAACCACACAGCCCUGUUGGGGGAAGGAGCUGCUGGGACCUGCCAAGGGAAUGGGCCUCCCCUGGAGCUCUAAGAGUCAAAAGCUGAGGCUUUUUUGCAUAAAAGCAGGGCAGGAGGAAUUGGGGGUGUGGUGGCCGAGGCACUACUGAGUUCAAAAGAAGCUCGUUGAGGGCAGGGACCUUCGCCCCAGUUCUCACAGGAGGCACUCCCUGAACAAAAGCUGCAGGAGGACCAUACAGGCCAAACUGCCAAACUCAGACCAGCACCUGCUGGGCCGAGGCCACGGGGACGCCUGGUCUUCUCCUACCCAUACCCACCACGGCCGCUGGGCAGAGGACAUGGGGGACCCACGGGGGCCUGACUGCUGGGAAUACCCAUUGGCUUGAGCAGAUGUGAGUCAACAAGACUCAGACAAUGACGUGGGCUCUAAGAAGGUGGCAGUUACGUGAACUGUGAAGCUCAGUUCCUCCCGUUUGUUCAGAGCCUCCGCAUCCUGGCCCCAGCUCAGGUGGGAGUCGUUGCUGAGGCACCCGUGUGUGCACGUGGCCUGGCUCUCAGCUCUCAGGGAUCAGUAGUGCUGGCAGCAAAACAUGACCCUUCCUGUAACAAAAUGCCCAUGAAAUGGAGCAGGGGAUGAAUAACGUAAGCCGAGCCAUGAGGGAGCGGGAGGGGCCGCCCCGCCUGUCUGUACAGGGUGUGGGGUGAGGGCAGGAAGGGGACAGGAGGUGCCCCCAGAGACAUGAAUUUUUAAAAAUUAAACACACUCCUUGCACUUUGCUAGAAGGCCUCUGUCACCAUGUGACCGGGGACCUCUUCAGGGCUCCCAGCAGGAAAGGCAGAAUUACACCCCCCGGGAAGCCUGAAGCCCACCCUCUCGCAGCCCUGAGCCGGGCAACGGCGGCUCACCAGCACCUCCUGUUCUAGGCGGCAUUUUUCUAAAGUGCAGAGUGCAGCAGCCUCUGCAUCACCCCACUGCAGGGAGAGAGCCACGCCCUUUGCAGUUGUGAAACCAGACCCGCUGGACAGUUCGCCUCCAAGCACACAGUGCAUAUUGGAUACUGACAGGCCAGGGUGGCAGUGGGGCUCCUGGGACCCACGUGACAGGACAAGAGCUGAGGCUCAGCCAGUCGCCCCCACAAGGCCAGCCGAAGAAUGCCAGGGACCGAGAGCUGAGGCUCAGUGAGCCAUCCCACCCAUGCCAGCGGGAGAAUGCCAGGUACAUCGCUCUCCAUGCUGUCGUCCUCAAACCCCAGCACAAUGCCUCACCCUUGGUAACAUUCAGCCUUCAGCUCAUUUGUCUUGCAAAUAAAAAGGUUGAACUUGGAAGAA
This is a messenger RNA of Homo sapiens (human), 4576 nucleotides long. Its product is annotated as basic salivary proline-rich protein 4-like. The record is from RefSeq and is a predicted model, not a curated record. Lineage: Eukaryota; Metazoa; Chordata; Mammalia; Primates; Hominidae. The coding region runs from base 1315 to 2307 and encodes 330 amino acids. The transcript is spliced from 3 exons.